AUGGACGUCAGGAUCGUUUCCCGGGAGCUAGUGAAGCCGUCUUCCCCUGAAACCAUACAAACAAAACCUCCACACAGGUUCUGCCUCUUCGACCAGCUCACUCCCUUGACCUUUUCUCCCCUCAUUCUCUUCUACACCAAUCCUGAACACAACAAUCUCAAUCUCGCUUCCUUCCUCCACCGCCUGAAGCGCUCCCUGGCGGAGACUCUCAACAUUUACUACCCUUUCUCCGGCCGGACCGGCCUACAGAAUUUGGUCAUUGACAGCUUCAACGCCGGCCUCCCUUUCACUCUAGCCCAUGUCAUCGAUUGCCGCCUCUCCCAGUUCCUUAAACGCAAGGAGACAGAGCUCCUCAACCUCCUCCUCUCUCGACAGCCGUUUCAGAAGGAACCUUCCGACGUGGAAUCCCCUGUUUUGGAGCUUCAGGUCUCUGUUUUCUCCUGCGGCGGAAUCGCCUUGGGAUGGGCUUGUUCCCACAAGCUGAUCGACGGCUCCACCAUGAGAUCCUUCCUCACUACAUUCACUGCCCUGUUCCGCGGCCAACCGAACGACGUCGUUUCCCCUGAUUUCGCCCAGGCCUCCACUCUGUUCCCGCCGAGGGACCCUUCCCCUCAAAAUUUCCUCAAUCUGAUGGAAACCCUCUGGUUUACUGAAGAGAAUUACAUAACCAGGCGGUUCGUGUUCGAUUCCAAGGCAAUCGGCCAGCUGCGAGCCAUGGCGGCGGCCGGAGGCCGAGGAACUGAUCUGCAGGGGAAAUCGAUUCGGAAGCUGUCCAGAGUGGAGGCAUUGUCCUGUUUCAUCUGGAAAUGCUGCAUGGCGGCGUCCAAGGCGGUUUCUUCCGCGUCCAAGACUUCGAUUCUGGUGGAGGCGGUGAAUCUGAGGAAUCUGACGAACCCGCCGAUGCCGGACGCGGCGAUCGGGGACGCGUUCUGGUGGGCGACGGCGGCGGCGAACCCGUACGACGAGUCUAAUACAGAGAUGCCGGAGCUGGGGAAUCUGCUGAGCGAAGGGAUCGGGCUGUACAGGAGCGAUUACGUGGAGUCGCUCCAAGGGGAAGACGGGUUCGAGGCGAUUUCGAGCUACUUCGAGCAGCUGGAAGGGAUGUUCGAGACGGAGAAGCCGGAUAUAUUCGCGUUUACGAGCUGGUGCGGGUUCGGGUUCACGGGUCAGGAUUUCGGGUGGGGGAAACCGGUUUGGGUGACGGUGAUGGGGAAGGUGGGCCGGGCUUUUCGAAACCUGACGGUGUUUGUGGACUCAACGGAGGGGAGAGGGAGCAUUGAGGCUUGGGUCACUUUGGACCAGAAGCGGAUGGAGGUUCUUGAGCGCGAUCCGAACUUCCUUGAGUUUGCGUGGGCUAACCCUAGGAUUUCUAGCCUUUGA
Linum tenue is the source of this 1380-nucleotide messenger RNA. Lineage: Eukaryota; Viridiplantae; Streptophyta; Magnoliopsida; Malpighiales; Linaceae. The record is from the annotation of a GenBank genome assembly.